AUGGGGGAAAUUUGCCUGGGUGAAAAGCAAGGAAGUGGAGAAGCCUUUCAACAAAAACAUGUCUGUGUGAAGAAAGUCACUAUGGCAAACCUCCUGCCUACUGGCUACAUCACAUUCCCAAACUUGUUUACCUCUAAUAAUGUCUGCUCAGUGCCUACCUCCUUCUUGCUAACUGGCAUCCCAGGGCUGGAAUCCUUCCACAUCUGGUUCUCCAUUCCCUUUGGUUCCAUGUACCUUGUGGCCGUGUUGGGGAAUGUGACCAUUCUACUGGUGGUAAGGGUGGAACGAAGCCUGCACCAGCCCAUGGACUUCUUCCUGUGCAUGUUGGCCAUCGUUGACUUGGUCCUAUCAACCUCCACCAUGCCCAAACUACUUGUCAUCUUCUGGUUUGGUGCCUGCUACAUUGGCCUGGACGCCUGCUUGACCCAGAUGUUCUUCGUCCACUGUUUCGCCACUAUUGAGUCAGGCAUCUUCCUUGCCAUGGCUUUUGAUUGCUAUGUGGCCAUAUGUGACCCACUACAUCACACAUCAGUGCUCACCCAUGAGGUAGUGGGCUGUUUGGGGCUGUUUGUACUCCUCCGGGGGGUACUUUACAUUGGACCCGUGCCCCUGAUGAUCCACCUUAGGCUGUCCCUUUAUCAGACUCAAAUAAUUGCCCAUUCUUAUUGUGAGCACAUGGCAGUGGUUACCUUGGCGUGUGGUGACACAACAGUCAACAACUUAUAUGGAAUGGGAAUUGGAUUCCUGAUAUUGACACUGGAUUCAAUAGCCAUCACUGCCUCCUAUGUGAUGAUUUUCAGGGCUGUGAUGGGUCUGGAAACCCCUGAAGCCAAGCUUAAAACCCUGGGGACAUGUGGUUCUCACAUCUGCGCCAUCCUUGUUUUCUAUAUCCCCAUUGCUGUUUCCUCUCUCACCCACCGCUUUGGCCAUCAUGUGCCUCCCCAUAUCCAUAUCCUUCUGGCCAACUUUUAUCUCCUCAUCCCACCUUUCCUUAACCCAGUUGUAUAUGCUGUCCAUUCCAAGCAGAUCCGAGAGAGACUUCUACAUAUUGUUAAGGCAGGAGCUCAACCCAGGUGACUGUUCUGCAUCUAUGGCGCAUAUAAAUGUUUAGUAAUGGCAGAAAAGGCUUGCCUGUGGAAGCCUCUGCAAUCCCCGGGUCUUAUCUGAUCUGUGGGGAUAAGAGUUUAAGUGAAAUGCUAGAGCCUAUUUUGUUUGAUCAUGAGUUUUCUGUGUGGUGUAGACCCAACUUCAGGAAAUGGAGAGGGAAAAUUCGGGCAUGAGUUUUGUACUACAAUAUCACUUUCCGUACCCAUUUAACU
This is a messenger RNA of Loxodonta africana (African savanna elephant), 1319 nucleotides long. RefSeq names its product olfactory receptor 52M1-like. Lineage: Eukaryota; Metazoa; Chordata; Mammalia; Proboscidea; Elephantidae. The transcript is spliced from 2 exons. Gene Ontology annotation, cellular component: plasma membrane. Bases 1 to 1077 code for a protein of 358 amino acids. Gene Ontology annotation, molecular function: olfactory receptor activity; G protein-coupled receptor activity. The record is from RefSeq and is a predicted model, not a curated record. Gene Ontology annotation, biological process: G protein-coupled receptor signaling pathway.